This is a messenger RNA of Effrenium voratum, 818 nucleotides long. The record is from the annotation of a GenBank genome assembly. Lineage: Eukaryota; Dinophyceae; Suessiales; Symbiodiniaceae.
AGUCUCAGUCCCAAGUUGGAGCUAGCAGCUGCCUGCGCCAUUCCCGGCAAUGCAGCUGGCAGCGAUGCCCUGUACGCCUUUGGCGCGCAGGAUGGCUGACUUUGGAUGGUGUGGCGAUCCUCCGGCGGGACAGGCAAAGGAUGCGCGACCAGAAGUCCCUGCACAGUGCCAGAUGCCACAGGGCACCAGGCCAGAAGCUCUGCAAGCCCCGCUUGCCCCGCAAGCUCCGGCCACUCCACUGCGGGAGGUGAGGCAAGAAGCGAAUGCUGCGGUGGCCACGUACGCGUCCAGGGACUCCCAGGGCCGCGUCUGGGGUGUCCCCAACGCCGGUGGCCGCGGUCAAUGUCUAGACUGCCCCAGGAAGGCCAAGCUGCCAAGUACGCGAUGCGCGGAAUGUCAGCUGCGCCGCUCGCAGGGGCAGCCCAUGGCGGACGUCAGCGCCCUGCGGGAAGCCUUCGAUCGCUUGCUGCAGCGCCAGCCGGGCCGCCAGGCGCAGAUUCAGGUCCGCCUGGAUGCUCUCUAUACGCAGCUGCAGGGCGGGCAGAUCUCCGAUGCGCUUCAAGACCAGCUGCGCUUCAUAGGCUCCGCCGAGCCCAAGCAGGCACAGGCGAAGCUGCAGGAGAUGAUCGCGGAGCACUGGCAGCAGCACAAGUACUGGCUCUCCGGGCUGAAAUGGCUAGUGGUGGCACCAGAGCACUAGGAGCAACGUUGAGGUCGCAUCCUGCUAUUACUUUGAGCUGACCAGCUAUCUCCUGAGGCAUCGCCUUUGUACAGAAGGAGCCAUGGCAGGCUUGAGGAGGGUGGUGCAGAUGUGAUCA